AUGGCAAGGCGCGUCUCUCUUCUUCUUCGUCUUCCAAAGUCUCUGCCCACCAAAACCCAAAACCUCCGAUCACUUUCUGUCUGUACAGUCUCCGACCAAGACCAACAACACCGCCAUGAGCAAGUCCGCAAGCUCCGAAUCCUCCUCCAACAGGGCCGAACCGACGCCGCAGCUCGCUUCAUCAAGUCCCUCAUCCUCCCCACCUCCCCUUUCUCCUCCCCCUCCGACCUCUACGACCUCUUCUCCCUCUCCGCCCCCUCCAUCACCCCCGCAUUCUCCGACAUGCUCCUUACGGCCUGCACGGACUCCAAGAUGCCCAAACAAGCCGUGGAGCUCUACGCUUUGAUGCGAAAGAGCGACCUCCGCCCGAGCUUGGCCACGCUCAACCAGCUGCUCGAGUGCCUGGUGGGGUCCAAGAUGUUCGAGGAGACACUCGAAUUGUUUUCGCAGAUUUUCGAGUCUGGGAAGGGCAUUAAACCGGAUAAGUUCACUUACGGGAAGGCCGUGCAGGCCGCGGUGAAGCUCGGGGACUUAAAGAGGGCCGGAGAGAUUGUGGAAUCCAUGAAAACAAUGAGGCUGGUGCCGAAUGUGUUUAUUUUUAAUGUUUUGAUAGGGGGACUGUGUAAAGAGAGGAGGAUGAGGGAUGCAGAGAAGGUGUUUGAUGAAAUGCUUGAGAGAAAGGGAGUGCCGACUUUGGUUACUUAUAAUACGCUGAUCGAUGGGUACUGUAAGGUGGGUGAGGUGGAGAAGGCGUUUGAGGUGAGGGAGAGGAUGAAGGAUCAGAAGGUGGAAGCGAAUGUGGUGACUUAUAAUACAUUGCUGAAUGGGCUUUGUAGGGGGAAGAGAAUGGAGGAUGCGAAGAGGGUGUUGGAGGAGAUGGAGGCUCAUGGGUUUGCGCCGGAUGGUUUUACUUAUAGUAUACUUUUCGAUGGGCAUUUGAGGUGUGGUGAUGAUCAGGGGGUGUUGGCUUUGUUUGAUGAGAUAGCCAGGAAAGGUGUGAGGAUCAAUGGCUAUACUUGCAGUAUUUUGUUGAACGGGUUGUGCAAGAAAGGGAAGGUUGAGGAAGCGGAGGAGGUUUUGAAGAAAUUGUUGGAUACUGGUUUUGUUCCAGAUGAAGUAGUGUAUAACACUCUGGUGAGUGGAUAUUGUCGACAAUCUGACAUUGACAGAGCCGUUUUGGUUAUUGAGAAAAUGGAAGCUCGUGGUUUGAGGCCAAACUGCAUCACUUUCAGUCUUUUAAUUCACAAAUUCUGUGAGACAAAGGAUAUGGAUAAGGCAGAGGAAUGGGUACAGAAGAUGCUAAAGAAGGGAGUUUCGCCGAAUUUGGAGGUGUAUAACACCCUUAUUAACGGCUACGGGCGGAUUUGCACAUUUGAUAAGUGUUUCGAGAUUCUUGAAGACAUGGAAAGUAAGGCAAUCAAACCAAAUGUUGUGAGCUAUGGUUCCCUUAUAAAUUGUUUGUGCAAGGAUGGGAGACUUCUUGAAGCUGAACUGCAGCUCAGAGACAUGGUAGGCCGAGGUGUUUUGCCAAAUGCACAGAUAUAUAAUAUGCUCAUUGAUGGUAGCUCUACACAGGGGAAGCUGAAAGAUGCUUUCAGAUUUUUUGAUGAGAUGGCGAAAAAUGGGAUAAGUCCAACACUUGUAACCUACAAUGCACUCAUACAUGGACUCUGCAAAAAAGGACGGAUGAUUGAAGCUGAAGACUAUGUGUCUCAAAUUACAAGCAGUGGUUAUAGACCCGAUGUGAUCACAUACAACUCCUUAAUUUCAGGUUAUUCUGAUACAGUAAAUACCCAGAAAUGUCUGGAAUUAUAUGAAGCUAUGAAGAAUCUGGGCAUCACACCUACUUUAUAUACAUAUCAUCCUCUAAUUAGCGGAUGCAGCAGGGACAAUAUGGUAUUAGCAGAAAAGUUGUUGAAUGAGAUGUUACAAAUGGGCUUGCGUCCUGAUCGGAUUAUUUAUAAUGCACUCAUUCACGGUUACGCAGAGCAUGGUGAUAUUCAGAAGGCACUUUCUUUGCGCAGUGAGAUGGUAGACCAGAAAAUCAAUGUUGACAAGAUGACAUAUAAUAGCUUGAUUCUUGGGCACUUCAAACAAGGAAAGGUGUCAGAGGUAAAGGACCUCGUCGAUGAUAUGAAGGCUAAAGGAUUGACACCCAAAGCUGAUACGUAUAACUUACUUGUGAAGGGACACUGUGAACUGAAGGACUUCAGUGGCGCAUAUUUUUGGUACAGGGAACUGGUUGAGAAUGGUUAUCUUCUAAACGUCUCCACUUGCAAUGAGCUUACAACUGGCCUUCAAAAGGAGGGGAGGUUUCAAGAGGCCCAGAUUAUCUGCUUAGAAAUGAGUGCUAAAGGUAUAGAUGACCUUAGCUCCAAUGAAGAGGCAAUUUCUGUUACCAAGGUGUAGGGAACAAACGCUUCUGUGUUGGAAUUCUUCAGCACAAGAAUUCAUUGGGUGAGAAACAUAGCAUGUUUCCAAGCCAGUAGCCGACUACCCAUAGUGUACAUGUCUGCUGGAAGUCCUUGAAGAAGCAUACAGUUGAUUCCAAAAAACAGUUGGUCAAACUAUCAUACAAUUUCAGAAGUAAAUUAGCAAGGGUUGGCAGGCUGGGAGUAAGCAAGGAGCUUUGAUGAGUUCUAGAUUUAUCAGUUGAAAAGCUUCGAGCUUGCCAGAUUAAUCUCCAAGGAACCCCAAUGUAUAUUAUCUGUUUAACUAUAGCUGCAUUGUGAAUGUUCUGUUAUUCUCCAAAUUCUAACUUUUCAAAAGUGCUUCAUUUAGGUUGUGCAUUGGAUUGCUAUCUUAUGUUCCAGUUAUUGCCUCAACAUGCUUGAACAGUUGAACAUAUUUGGAGAUGGAAAGUUUUCCUUGAGCAUGCUGUAAAAA
Molecule: messenger RNA, 2886 nt
Organism: Fragaria vesca subsp. vesca
Lineage: Eukaryota; Viridiplantae; Streptophyta; Magnoliopsida; Rosales; Rosaceae
Product: pentatricopeptide repeat-containing protein At5g12100, mitochondrial-like
Exons: 1
Coding region: 1-2409 (802 amino acids)
Molecular function (GO): protein binding
Source: RefSeq, a predicted model, not a curated record